UGAAGUGAGCCAGACGUGGUGUAGAGCUGCUGCUCUUGCUGUGCUGCCUGUGAAAUACCUAAGUCUGCGUGGUGCUGAGGGGUCUGGAGCAGGGGUCACCGCUAAUCACAGAGCAGAUUAGAACAGAGAGAGAGCGCACAGUUAGAAGCAGGUGAGAGAGAGAGCAGAUAGAAGCAGGGAAGAGCGAGAGAAGCAGGGAAGAGCGAGAGAGAGCAGAUAGAAGCAGGGAAGAGAGAGAGAGAGCAGAUAGAAGCAGGGAAAGAGAGAGAGCAGAUAGAAGCAGAGAAGAGAGAGAGAGCAGAUAGAAGCAGGGAAGAGUGAGAGAGAGAGAGAGCAGAUAGAAGCAGGCAAGAGAGAGAGAGAGCAGAUAGAAGCAGGGAAAGAGAGAGAGCAGAUAGAAGCAGAGAAGAGCGAGAGACAGAGAGCAGAUAGAAGCAGGGAAGAGAGAGAGCAGAUAGAAGCAGGGAAAGAGAGAGAGCAGAUAGAAGCAGAGAAGAGAGUGGAGCAUGAGAGCUGAUCUGUGAACAUACUGGAGAACAUACUUCUUAAGUUUUUAGUCGGUAGUUGGAGCAUCAAGACAGGAUGGCUGUCCUGCGUCUGUGCAGUCUGCUGCUGCUGCUCAUGGCUCCUGUUCAUGGCCAAUGGUGGAGUGUGCUCUGGGGGAAUGCACAGGAGAUGACCACACAGCCCCCCACCACCGGGGUCCUUACCACCACCAAGGUAUUUUGGACAAUGGAAAGGACAGAGGUGGGCCAGGUGGGGACCCAGACAGAGGUGUACACUACUGCACCUGUUCAGGGUACACCUCUACAGAGCACACAUGAGCCCGCAGGUGCUGGAACAACAGAGAUCAAGCCCAAGGCUAAGAAAAUACCUCUGAAAAUGUGGAAGAGUCGUGAGCUUGGCUCUACAGGCCACCUAGACCUGACUGAGUUGAUCGGAGUGCCGCUCCCUCCCUCUGUCUCGUAUACCACCGGCUAUGAGGGCUUCCGGCCGGCCUACAACUUCGGUCCCGGCGCCAACAUCGGACGCCUCACCAAGACCUUCAUGCCCGACCCUUUCUUCAGGGACUUUGCCAUCAUCGUCACCAUCAGGCCCAUCAGCAACCAGGGAGGGGUGCUGUUCGCCAUCACUGAUGCCCAGCAGAGGGUGGUGCAGCUGGGGCUGGCGCUGACAGCCGUGGAGGAUCAGACUCAGAGGAUUCAGCUGUACUACACCGAGGGGGGCCAGGAGUCCUCACACAGCCAGCAGGUGGUGUCUUUCAAGGUGCCCGAUAUGACCAAAAAGUGGACAAUAUUCACUCUGUCAGUGCAGGACCAGGAAGUGUGCCUCUAUAUGAACUGUGAUGACUUCCAAGCAGAGACCUUCCACAGGAGCAGCCGCCAGCUCAGCUUUGAGCCCAGCUCAGGCAUCUUUGUGGGCAACGCUGGAGGGACUGGCCUGGAGAGGUUUGUGGGCUCUAUCCAGCAGCUGGUGAUCAAAUCAGACCCCAGGGCUGCAGAGGAGCAGUGUGAGGAAGAUGAUCCCUAUGCUUCUGGGGAUGGGAGUGGGGCCGAAACGAUGAAUGACAUGAAACGAAGAAAGGAAACAGCAAGGCCAGAGGACAUGCUGAGCGGGCCUGUGCGAGCCCCGCCCACAGAGUCUCCGGAGGUGGAGCUAGAUGAGUAUUCAGGACACCUGACCCCCACAGAGGAGGCCCAUCAGGAGAUGCAUCUCAGAGGUGGGGAAGGACCCCACCAGACAGAGGAGCCAGAGAUGUCAGGGGAUGGUGGACCUCUUAGCCACAGACUGAAAGGAGAGCGAGGAGAGCCUGGGCCUAUAGGACCUGCUGGUCCCCGUGGCCCCCCUGGCCCCCCCACUCUCUCUGAGGGUAGAAGGUCUGGGCACCGCCAGCCAGGACCCAGGGGCCCUCUGGGGCCUUCAGGGCCAACAGGGGCCCCUGGGGUGCCAGGGAAGGACGGACAGCAGGGAAGCAAGGGUGAAGAUGGAGAUCCAGGACAGAGAGGACCUCAAGGUUUCCCAGGUUUGGCAGGGGAGGUUGGAGUCAAAGGAGACAAGGGGGACCCAGGAGCAGGACUACCAGGGCCUCCAGGCCCCCCUGGACCUCCCGGACCCCUCAGAUCACACAGUGUGCCAUAUGGAGAGGAUGCACUCGGCUCUGGUUUUGGAGACCUUGACAAUACAGAAUUGAUCAGAGGUCCUCCUGGCCCUCCAGGUCAACCUGGCCCCCCAGGACCCACCAGCCCCUUCAAUGCCUCGGAAGGCCUGUUCACUGGACAACCAGGUCCUCCUGGCAGAUAUGGCCUUGUUGGGAAACCUGGACCUCCGGUGAAUGAGGAUUGGUUUAGUGGUUCUGGCUUGGGCUCUGAGUUUGGCUCUGAGUUUGGCUCAGGGUUGUUCGGCUCUGGGCUUGGUUCUGGCGAGGGUCAACCUGGUCUGGAUGGGGAUGUUGGGCCGACGGGGCCUAAAGGUCUGAAGGGUGAACAAGGACGAGUUGGACCGAAGGGUGAACCAGGUGACCAAGGGUUGGCAGGAGCUACAGGGCUGAGGGGACCAGAGGGGAAGAGGGGUGACACUGGCCCUCGGGGGCUGCCUGGCCCCCCCGGACCCCCAGGAGCAGGAUUGUUUGUCGAGGAUAUGGAGGGGUCUGGGAAGAAUGACAUGCUCCUUGGUGUAGGACUCAAAGGCCCUCAGGGACCUCCUGGUCUUCCUGGCUCUGCAGGACCAAAGGGUGAAGAUGGGAAGGUUGGGGCUCCUGGGUUGUCAGUGAAGGGUGAGCCUGGUGCUCUGGGCCCUGAGGGACUCCAAGGGCUAGCUGGACUUCCUGGUGCCAGGGGAUUGAAAGGAGACAAAGGCGAUCCAGGACCAAAGGGAGAGUGUGGUCCUGAUGGACACAGUGUACCUGGUUCUCCUGGUCCUCCCGGCUCUCCAGGUCCCAUCAUCAAUCUGCAGGAUCUCCUCCUGAACGACACAGAGGGCAUGUUUCAUCAGAUCCGUGGGCCCCCUGGCCUGAUGGGCCCCGAAGGAGAGCCUGGCAGAGCAGGAUUCCCUGGCCCAAGAGGACCAAAGGGUGACAUUGGGCUUCCUGGUCUUCACGGUCCACCAGGAAUGAAGGGUGCGAAGGGGGAUUCUGGUGUCACGAUCGCUGCCGACGGCACUGUGUUGACAGGUGUCAGGGGCCCUCAGGGACCAAAAGGAAUAAAGGGUGAGCGUGGGUUCCCUGGAGUUGCUGGUAUCAUGGGACCAAUCGGACCAACCGGACAAAAAGGAGAAUACGGGUUCCCUGGUCGACCAGGACGACCUGGAAUGGCAGGGAAGAAGGGAGACAAGGGUGAUGCCAUUGGUCAACCAGGACUUCCUGGUCCUCCUGGCCCUCCCGGUCCCCCAGGACCAGUAAUAGGACUCAAUGGAACAGUUUUUCCGGUCCGUCCCCGACCGUUCUGCAAAACACCAGUGAAUGGCAGCAGGGGAUCAUCACAAGGUAGCAGGAGAGGAAACAGAGGUGCUAAAGGAGAAAAGGGGGAGGUUGGACUGCCUGGAACACCUGGAGAACCAGAUGGUGUUCUUCCCGAAGGCUUUGUGGGAGAAAAAGGGGACGUGGGCUAUGAAGGAAUGAAAGGAGAGAAGGGUGACGCUGGGUUGCCUGGCCCACCAGGUCUUCCUGGGAGAUCAGGCCUUGUGGGUCCAAAAGGUGAAUCGAUUGUUGGCGCCCCUGGUCAUCCUGGAGCUCCUGGUGAACCAGGAGUUCCUGGCAUUGGACGACCAGGCACUCGGGGGCCCCCUGGCCCAACUGGACCCCCUGGACCACCCCCUGUCUAUGCCUCAGCUGUGAGUAUUCCUGGCCCACCUGGGCCUCCUGGUCCUCCUGGGAUUACUGGCUAUGAAAAUCUGGUGACCACAUACAGGAACACCAUCACUCUGAUGAGGGAGAGCCACCGUGCUGCAGAGGGAUCCAUGGCCUAUGUCUCAGACAAGGGAGAACUCUACGUUAGAGCCAGAGAUGGCUGGCACAAGGUUCAGCUUGGUGAGCUGAUCCCUGUCCCAGCAGAGACCCCAUCCUCCGCAUUGUCCCAGGCCCUGAGCAGACCAGAUCACAGCAGACCACACAGGCAGGAACUAGUUGGAACUAGCUACAUGCCCAACUAUAAUGUCCUACCUCAUACAGUUCACUCAGUACCGGGGCUGCACUUGGUGGCCCUAAACGCUCCGUUCUCUGGGGACAUGCAUGGCAUCCGGGGGGCAGAUUUCCAGUGCUACCAGCAGGCCCGCACCAUGGGCCUCACCGCUACCUACAGAGCCUUCAUGUCCUCACACCUCCAGGACCUGGCAACCAUCGUCAAGAAGGGAGAUCGCUACAGCAUGCCCGUCAUCAACCUCAAGGGAGAGGUGCUCUAUGGCAGCUGGAUGAACAUCUUCUCUGGGAAUGGAGGUGUGUUGGACCCAUCAAUCCCCAUCUACUCCUUUGACGGACGGAACGUCAUGACGGACCCCACUUGGCCUCAGAAGCUGGUGUGGCAUGGCUCCAGCACGGUGGGAAUCCGUAUGACCACUAACUACUGUGAGGCGUGGCGGGCAGGUGACAUGGCAGUGACGGGCCAGGCCUCUCUCCUCCAAACAGGCAGACUGCUGGGCCAACACACCCGCAGCUGCUCCAACCGCUUCGUAGUGCUGUGUAUCGAGAACAGCUACACUGACCACAGAAGGUCUAAUUAACCUCAACAUACACAUCUAGUAUACACACUCUCUCUCAUACACACACAAAACUAGAUCUCAUUCAUGUUUUCAUGAAGAGCAUGUAAAACUAAGCUAUUGACACAUGUUCAAGCAAAUCCAGUACACACAAACAAACACACACCUCUCAUUGACAGCAAACAUCCAUGUGGACCACACAAUAAACUAACUCCCUCCCUACACACACACACACACACACACACACACACACACACACACACACACACACACACACACACACACACACACACACACACACACACACACACACACACACACACACACACACACACACACACACACACACGUCUCCUAUUAACAAAGAGCAGUUAUGUGCUGGACCACAAGAGGCACUUUUACACUAUUUCAUACUGACCACAGAUGAAACUCCCCACUUCAUUAACCUCUCAUUAUUAACCUUCCAUCAACACAGCAUCACCGCUUUGCACUUGUCCCUAAUCUAAGUUUUCCUGUCCCUUUAAGAAAAGUGUAAAUAUAAUGUAAAUUGCUUCCUGUCAAAAGCACUGCAUAACUCCAAUUCACUUUGUGUUUAAAUUGACUGAAUAAGGAAUGCCAAAGAUCUGGUAAUCAGCAACCAACCGACUAACACACUGUUUCUGCUGAAGUAAUCAUUAACACAUUUUUUUUGUUGGUUUGCUCAAUUUAGUCUUAUUCUUAAGUGCCCAGUAGAGUAGUUUGCAUAGAGGCAACAACAGUUCUAACCUUUUGUGGAUUACUGUAUCAGUCCUCAAAACAAUGUGAUGAUAUGAUGAAAUUAGGACAACUGGUCUUUUCUGUUUUUCUGUGAUAUAAAUGUAUAAUAAAAUACUUGGAUGUUUUCAGACAAGGGACCUUUUUUUCCUCUUUAGGCCUUGAAGUCAUUUCGAUGCACUGUGAGUUGAUUUGAAUAGUUUGGGAUGUUUCCAUAGCCAUGAAGGCUUUUUGUCUGUGAAAAUUGUUAAGGGUUUUUCUGUUGCGAGUGAUAACUUUUACUUAAUAUUUAAGUUUAAUUCUAUGUUUUACAAUUUUUAUUUAUACUGUAACAGCACAUCAUCUUAAAUCUAGCAAAACAUAGCUUCACAUUCAAAUGAAAUGAAAUUGAAACACUACACGUGCUAUCUAACCUGAAAGUUAUUUUUGUACGGUAUUCUACUAAUUGACUAACUGUAGAUGUACUUUCAACAAAUAUAUAAUCAAGAGCUAGAUAUUUUAAUGGCUGGGGAAAUGAUAGGAACAGUAUCAACUCUAGAGCGCAAAGUAUUUUUAUAUGUUGAUUAAUUUCACAGACGUGAUAGGUUAUAUUUUUACAGUCAGGAAGAUUGUCUUUUUUAAAUUGGAAAGAAAAUGUUUGACUGUCAUUCAGAGAAAUACAAUGUUUGACUGUUGCUCAGUGAAUAAAUGUUUUUUUUUUAA
Oncorhynchus keta (chum salmon) is the source of this 6144-nucleotide messenger RNA. RefSeq names its product collagen alpha-1(XVIII) chain-like. The transcript is spliced from 43 exons. The coding region runs from base 583 to 4713 and encodes 1376 amino acids. NCBI's taxonomy places the organism in Eukaryota, Metazoa, Chordata, Actinopteri, Salmoniformes, Salmonidae. The record is from RefSeq and is a predicted model, not a curated record.